UCCGAGUGCAAUGAACAACUCAACCGUCAACAAAUAAAAAAGCAGUCAAAAGUCAAAAGUAGCACUGAAUUCCAAUAUAAAUUUUUUUGUGAUUUUGUUUUGUUAAUUGCAUAAUUGUAUUGAAAUGAUAACACUUGCGUUAAUCAACAAAAAUAACUAAGUACUAAAAUAUUGAUGGAGCUGUCACUUUCGUCUGAAGCUCAAGAAACCAUCGAAAAAAUCAGAAAAAUAACUGGAGGUGUGGGCACAAGGACUGCUGAUUUAGAAAACUUAUGUUCUUCCUAUGGUGCAGAUAAAAUAGUAAUGGAUUUGCAAGAAAUUAUCAAUAUUGACGACAUAUACUUUCCAAAUGAUGAAACAUGGUUAUAUGAAUGUUCGGUAAAGAAUGAGGAUGUUAAAGAUCUGCACAAGUGGUUGUAUGAUUAUUCUAAUGUAAUUAGAUUUGAUCCAAAAACAUUGUCAGCAGCUAUAGAAUCAAAAUGCCAAAGUAUUAAAAAUAAUAUAGAUUCGAGGACAUUUACAAGACCAAAGAAAAGAUUUAUGCGUCCUCGAUUAGAAGAUUACCAAAAUAGUUUAUACAGUUCAGAAGAAAUAUGUAAUCUUCAAAAACAUGAUGAAUCUGUAAAUAGUAAUUCUAGCUUUGCAACUAACAUUUCUGAAGAAAUUGAUGUUGUUUUGGAAGAAGAUAUUGUGCCUAAAUUAAAUAAUAAAACGAUUCAAAUUGAUGCCAACAUCCCUAAUAUUGUAACAAUGAAAUUGGCAUCAGAAAACAAUAAGACAGUGCCAUGUGAGCCACUUAAUUUUGAUUUAAGUGAGCCUAUCAAAAGCAAUAUUUUUGAUAAAGUGUUCAUGUCAAGUCAGUGUGCUGAUUCUUUUCAAAACAUGUCACCUCCUAGCUUAGUAAAUUCCUUAUGUUCAUCAACAUUUACUAACUGUUCAUCCACCUUCACGAAUCUAAUGGAGAACAGUUAUAUCAAAAACGACCCUAUAUUAAGAGAAAUACGUGAUAGUGACUAUUCUUCUGAAGUACUUCUGCAGGAUUGUGAAUCUCCAAUGUUCCACUCUAUUACAGGAAGUUGUAGUAGUUUGUUCUCUGACACACCCGAAAGUUUUAUUCAAAGAAAUUUGGAGACAACAUUCAAUGUCACCCAAAAAAAGAACAAAAGCCUCAACAAUACGUAUGUAGCGCAAGUAGAUGAUGAUCCGUUAAACAACACUUACUGUAAGGAUGAUGUAAAUGAUAGAACGCUGUGUGGUGAUUCCAAUAACAGAACUCUAAUUUAUGACAAUGACACUGACAAAAUAAAGCUACUUAAUCGGAAAACAAUACAAAAAGAUUACUCAAUGAAUAUGACAAAAGAUGAAGCAAGUUUGCUCUCUGCCCAUACAACCUAUGAAACUGUCGCUUCAAGAAACUCUUUUAACUCUGGCACAUACGUCCGCAACAAAGCAUCCUCAGAAAACACCACAUUCGACACCAACACGUACCGAAAACCUACUCUUCAACAAAGCAACACGUUUCGAAAAAAUUCCAGUCCACGUUUUGGUACCACUUUCCAGAAAUCUUCGUCUCCCGCACACAACCAUGCAAACGACGAUGCUAACAACGACAACGACGAUGACAUUAACACAACGAUGGUCGUACAACCAAUCAACGACACCGUUAUUAUGACGAAAGAUAAUGAAAACGCGAAAAUCCGACGGUUCAGUUACGUAUUGGAUGACAACCAACGCAACUUUUUCCCUGCCUCCGACAAUUUAGGAGAGACUAUUAAUAUAAAACGUGACUCUGUAGGUCCUUUCGGAGGAUCGGAAGACAGUCUCGAUCAGAUGAGUAGUCUCUCAAGCAGCAGCAAGGGGUCUAACAAAAUGCUCAAUAUGGCCGACGUCGAUGCUAUCGUACAGCAACAAGAAAGAAGUUUGCAAGACAUAUCGACACCAAAGCCUAAUACCCGUCAUAUAAAGGAGCUGUGGGACGGUGAUGGCAUAUCCCCAAUUACAUCCUUGACGCAGCAGCGCAAUCAGACCGCGUCCGAUUCCGAAAUAGAACGGGAAGACAUCGGUUCGGGUAAAUCUUCAACUGUUAAACUAACCUCGGUCGGAUCGGAUACAAGUUUGUUAUCUGCGCGCAAUCGACAACGUAAUUUCGUAAAAAACACUAGUCAGCAAAGCCCAAAAAGAACGUCAGGGCGGGGCGACGAUUUUGCAGUCACACCACGCCCAAAAUUUCCAUCUAGCAACAAAAACGUCAACGAAGGAAACGGACGAGAAUUGCGAGAUUCUUAUACGAAUUUGACGGGAUCACAAACCAACCUAAACGGUGUACCGAGACAGUUGAAGGGCUCAUAUACGAAUUUGAACCCUGUAUGCGCAAGUCUGUUAGCUGCUGCCGCCAGAUCAAAAGGUACAGCUUUGGUACCGGACAUGAAUCAGAUGGAUGUAACGAGGACGAUGGAAGAACACGCAGGCAAGACAACGCACAGAUUUGAUGAUCUGCCGGCGUCCAAAGAAAAUCAGCAGGUAAAAAUUUUAGUUAACCAACCCAGCUCAAAAAGUAACCAAGUUAGACCUAGUGGUUUACCUAGACCUGUAAGCAUGUGUGGUACAGGAAUACCUAGACCUGUUUCGAGAAUUCCCGCCCCUAGAUCUAAUGUUAGACCCUUAUCAUCAAGGUCAGUUGCCAGAUAAGACUUUUCAAAGUAUAAUCGUCAUGGUGAUAUAAAUUUUUUUUUACUAAUUGCAUACUAAUGUUAUGGUGCCUUAAUAUCUUCCUUAUUAACCGAUCGCCUAAAUGAGUAGCAAGUACUGUAGCGUAUAGUAGUAAUUUUAUAUAACGAUGCAUUUUACGGCAUAAAAAAUAGCAAUCGAU
Messenger RNA from Agrilus planipennis (emerald ash borer), 2869 nucleotides. RefSeq lists its product as uncharacterized. The coding region runs from base 175 to 2688 and encodes 837 amino acids. The record is from RefSeq and is a predicted model, not a curated record. The transcript is spliced from 8 exons. NCBI's taxonomy places the organism in Eukaryota, Metazoa, Arthropoda, Insecta, Coleoptera, Buprestidae.